This is a messenger RNA of Solanum lycopersicum (tomato), 1858 nucleotides long. RefSeq lists its product as uncharacterized. The record is from RefSeq and is a predicted model, not a curated record. NCBI's taxonomy places the organism in Eukaryota, Viridiplantae, Streptophyta, Magnoliopsida, Solanales, Solanaceae. Gene Ontology annotation, biological process: transmembrane transport.
UUUCUUUCAUUUCUCCAUUGUUCCGCCACCCACCUCUUCACUAUCACUAUAAAAUAUCGACACUUUUUCACAAAUUCUUCAAAACUCUGAGAUGGGGUUGAGUUUUAGUUUAUGUUGAUUCAAGUUUAGCUCUCAAAUCUUUUGCAUCUACAAACAGGAAAAGAGAACAGAAAAAAUGAUACAGUAAAUAGAUAGAUAGAUGGUAUAGUGUAUACAUUGUGAAUUCUGUAUGUAUGUGUAGCUUUUUGUUGAUCUGAGCUUGACCCAUUUGAGAUCUUGGGAUGUUAGUAUGAGGGUUGGUUUUAGUUUUUGUUUUUUUGUUUGCUUGAUCUCUUCUUGAUUUUACGUUCGUGGAGGUUUUGUUUGUUUGUUCUUGAUUGGGUGGUGAUUUUGGGGGAUAUUUGAUUUGAAGGGAGUUUUUAGUUAGUGGAUUUGAUAUAAAGAUUAAAUUUUUUCUUUUGUUAGAUUUUGGAAUUUUUUUGCUGAUUUGGGGAGUGCUGGAAAAUGAGUGUGAGUAUGGAGGAGGAUGGUUCAGGUUCAAAAAUACAUCUACCUGCUGAUGUAAAUUGGGAGAUGCUUGACAAAUCUAAGUUUUUUUUCUUGGGAGCUGCGCUUUUUUCUGGUGUUUCAGGUGCACUUUAUCCAAUUGUAGUGUUGAAAACUAGGCAGCAAGUUAUGAGUAGUCAAAUUCCAUGUUUAAAAAUGGCAGGAUCUAUGUUGAGGAAUGAAGGGUAUAGAGGAUUUUAUAGGGGAUUUGGUACUUCUCUAACAGGGACUAUUCCUGCUAGAGCACUUUACAUGGGGGCACUUGAAGUAACUAAAAGUAGUGUUGGAACUGCAACUGUUCAGUUGGGAUUCUCCGAGGCAUCGUCUUCGACUAUUGCUAGUGCUGCUGCUGGGCUUAGCGCGGCGAUGGCUGCUCAAUUGGUGUGGACACCAAUUGAUGUUGUGAGUCAGAGGUUGAUGGUUCAAGGAAGUGGGAAUUCUAGUUGUGGUGUUGUUGGAUUGAAAUGUUAUAGCGGUGGGAUUGACGCGUUUAGGAAGAUUAUUCGUAGUGAUGGCUUGAGGGGAUUGUAUAGAGGAUUUGGUAUUUCAAUACUGACUUAUGCACCUUCAAAUGCAGUGUGGUGGGGUUCAUACACUACAGCUCAUAGAUUGGUUUGGGGCUCCAUUGGUUGCUAUUGUUGCAAGAAAGACAACGAGGGCGGUUAUAAGCCAGAUGGGAAGGCAAUGCUUGCUGUUCAAGGAGUGAGUGCAGCUAUGGCUAGUGGAGUGUCUGCAUUAGUUACAAUGCCACUCGACACCGUCAAAACAAGAUUACAAGUAUUAGAUGAUGAUUGUUGCAGUAGUAGUAGUAGUAGGAGAACACCAACAGUUUUACAAACAGUGAAGAAUUUACUGAAGGAAGGUGGAUUUAGUGCUUGUUAUAGAGGAUUAGGUCCAAGAUGGGCAUCAAUGUCCAUGUCUGCAAUAACUAUGAUCACUACUUAUGAGUUCCUCAAGAAACUAUCCACCAAGAAUCAAGAAACCUUUGUUUGAUGAAAUCUUGGAUUGACAUAGAGGCACAGAUGCCAAUGAGGGACAAUGGAGCCAUUCUGAACACACAACGAAUCUGAAUUAGUUUGGCCAGUGUUUAUAUGGCGCGAAUCCAGAGUAGUCGGGCUAGUGGUUUAAAAACCUAAAGAAAAGGGUAGAUGGAGAAGAUGUUUCUAUAUUUAGAAUCCUUUUGAAGUUUUCUUUUUCUUAUGUUUUUACCUAACCUAAUGUAAAUUUUUGUAAAAAAGGUAGUUGCAAUGUUAUAUUAUAGCAACGUUUAUGUUAAAUUUUCUUUUGUAUUUCAUGUUGGCCUCUUGUUACA